GGCCGGUGUGCCGGGCGCUGGCGCUGGACCAAAGCGCUUCCUCCUGCGCGCUCCUGGGAGCAUCCAGGGCCCUUUUCUGGUCACUGGAGCACAGCGGGUGAAGGGACUGCCCAGCAUUUCGCGGACCCCCCUUGUCUUUCCAUUUUUGCCGGUAUUUCUGUUUGGGAUGUGCCCCGGAGCAGGAGAGCGGCCGCCCAUCGCCUCCCGCCGCAGCCACCGGGGCCGGUUUUACACCGCAUCCUCCCGCAUCCAUCGCAGGCGCCUUUUGCAUCGCGCCUUUUCACUUUACGAAGUGACAGCAGUGUCGUUUUCAUGAGCGACACGGGGCCUGCAACGGGCUGCGCGGGUGGAUUGUGUAUAUUUUGGAGUGGGUAGGGAAUACUCUUCGUUUGGGAGGAGGAGAUUUUUCCUUUGGAGGAGAACGCCUGUCGUCCGUGGAUACGGCAGCAGAGAAGUGCAGGGCGUCUUCAGACAUGGAGAUGCUUCCAGACGCAGUUUCCCUACGCAGGACAUGGGGUGGGACAGCCGGGAGGAAGGAGGGACCCUUCCCGCCCUGGACGGCAGCGGAAUGCCCCUGAGCCCACCUUGUUAAAUUGGGUAAAGCUGAGACAGUGAAGGGUCAGGAUGGCCACCUCAGCCCUGGAGUACCAGCUGCAGAGUGCCCAGAAGAACCUGCUCUUCCUGCAGCGGGAGCACGCCAACACCCUGAAGGGGCUGCACGCGGAGCUGCGCCGGCUGCAGCAGCGCUGCACAGAUUUAACCUAUGAGCUGACUGUAAAGAGUUCAGACUCGUCAGACAGUGGCGCUUCACGAAGUGAUGACCUCAAAAGUAAGUGCAAGGAUCUUGAAGCUCAGCUGAAAAUCAAAGAGGCUGAAAAUAGUGAAUUGUUGAAAGAACUUGAACAAAAGAACGCAAUGAUAAUGGUGCUGGAAAAUACUAUUAAAGAAAGAGAAAAGAAGUAUUUGGAAGAGUUAAAAAUGAAAAGCCAUAAGCUCAAUAUGUUGUCCAGUGAACUGGAGCAGAGAGCGAGCACGAUUGCCUAUCUGACCUCUCAGCUGCAUGCGGCCAAGAAGAAGCUGCUGAGUAGCAGCGGGACUGCGGAGGGGACCCCGUCCGGCAGCCCCGUGCUGUCCGGCUACAAACCGUCCCCUCCCAAGGACAAACUGCCCGAGACGCCGCGGCGCCGCAUGAAGAAGAGCCUGUCCACCCCGCUGAACCCCGAGUUCGAAGAGGCCUACAGAAUAGGCUCGGAGAGCCGCAAGCUGGUGCUGCGGGAGCCCGUGGAUGCCAUGCCCGAUCCCACGCCCUUCCUGCUGGCCAGGGAAACGGCCGAGGUGCAUCUGAUCAAGGAGAGGCCGCUGGUGAUCCCGCCCAUCCCCUCGGAUCGCGCGCCCGGCGAGUCGCAGAGCCCCGGCCGCGAGAAGCCGCACAAGGCGCACGUGGGGGUGGCUCACCGCAUCCACCACGCCGCGCCCGCCCCGCCGCAGGACGUGGAGACCCUGGCCGUGGAUCAGGUGCACGGGAGCAAAGUGGUCAGAAAGCACUCGGGGACAGACAGAACUGUCUGAGCACACCACGGAAGCGCUGUUCUGUGCUGGUUAUGCACUGUGAGCCUGUAGGGUAAAUAGCACCUGCGGUGAAGUUUCUUUUGAUGCCCCAUGCAUGCCAAACUCCUCCCGGGUACAUCAUUAAUACAUUUUGCUCUAACGAAACCUCCUAGGACUGUGUUCAUAUGGCAAGGUAUAUAACCACUCCAUGCUGUGGCCAAAUCAGGGGGACCUGACCGCUUGCUUCCAAGUGCUGCUCCGUUUAGUGUGACUGCACGUGUGGGCAAAGGCACGGGGCUGUGUCAGUGAGUGCUGAGAGAACACCCCUCCCUCACACUGCAGCACACGUGUUGGCUGCCAACAUUUGGCCUGGCAGGGCUUCUCUUGUCUCCAGGUGUGUGUGAGCACUCCAGAGCCAUCGCUG
Molecule: messenger RNA, 1972 nt
Organism: Ficedula albicollis (Collared flycatcher)
Lineage: Eukaryota; Metazoa; Chordata; Aves; Passeriformes; Muscicapidae
Gene: CCDC92
Product: coiled-coil domain containing 92
Exons: 4
Coding region: 625-1569 (314 amino acids)
Cellular component (GO): centriole
Source: RefSeq, a predicted model, not a curated record